GCCUUCGCUGUUGAACUCGGCUAAUCAUUGGAUAACAGACUAAGGCAGUCUUCCACGGAAGUUAUGCAAUCUGCUAUAUGUCAGAAGAGCUAGCUUUAUGCAGAGAUUGCUGUGCUCAACGGUCCCCAUAACACUAAAUAGUCAACGGAGAUAUAAAGAGAGACUUUGCUGUGAAAUGCACGAUAUAACCGACGUAUCUCUGAGCAAGCAGCACAGCUCAACUCAAAUUUAAACGGGUUAACAGCUACAACAAUGCGCGUGUCCUUAGUUUGCUUCGCCAAGCCUGUCCUUCAUGGAUACUUCAGAAGUUCCUGCUCCUGGAGGGUCCGCAUUGCUUUUGCGCUCAAAGGUAUCGAAUAUGACCAGGUUCCUGUCAAUCUAAUCAAAGAUGGAGGUCAGCAGCUUACUGAACAGUACAAGGCACUGAACCCCAUGCAACAAGUGCCUGCAGUUGAAAUUGAUGGCAUCACCCUUUCUCAGUCACUGGCAGUGAUCCAGUACAUCGAUGAGACCAGGCCGGGGCCUCGGCUUCUCCCGGCAGACCCGAAGAAACGUGCCCAGGUUCGGAUGAUAAGCGAUGUCAUUGCCUCAGGGAUUCAGCCUCUGCAGAAUUUGUACGUGAUUCAGAAGAUUGGAGCAGAAAAGAUGCAGUGGGCUCAGCAUUUCAUUGAUCGUGGCUUUCAAGCUUUAGAGCCCAUUCUGAAGCAAACAGCAGGGAAAUAUUGCGUAGGUGAUGAGAUAUCCAUGGCAGACAUCUGUCUGGUCCCACAAGUCUACAAUGCAGAGAGGUUCAAAGUGGACGUCGGGCAGUACCCAACUAUCAAAAGGCUAAAUCAAACCUUAUUGGAAAUUGAAGCUUUCAAAGUGAGCAGCCCGUCUUGCCAGCCAGACACACCUGCUGAUCUGCGUGCAUAAAACAACUCAGCAGCCUCAGAGACAGCCAAGCAGCUUUGUACAUUAAAUAAAAAUGCUUUGACAAUAA
Messenger RNA from Plectropomus leopardus (leopard coralgrouper), 982 nucleotides. It is a transcript of the gene gstz1, whose product is annotated as glutathione S-transferase zeta 1. Gene Ontology annotation, molecular function: maleylacetoacetate isomerase activity; glutathione transferase activity. The record is from RefSeq and is a predicted model, not a curated record. Gene Ontology annotation, biological process: L-phenylalanine catabolic process; glutathione metabolic process. Gene Ontology annotation, cellular component: cytoplasm; mitochondrion. Lineage: Eukaryota; Metazoa; Chordata; Actinopteri; Perciformes; Serranidae.